AAAUCCCUGUUAUUGCUCUGUUCACGAGGUUGCACGCCUGUACUCUUUACUCCUCCACCUCGUCUCUCUCUCUCUCUCUCACACACACAUUCUCUCUCUCUCGAUGUGUUUAUUAAUCUCUCUUCCUCUUCAUCCUUACACUAACCCUUUCAAUUCAAUUUUCAUGCUGCAUUCAUGAAAAUGUCAACUCCGGCGUCAAGAAAACCCAAAUCAUGGCAUUACCCACCUCCACCUCCCACCCCCAGAAUCCUCCACUUGCCUCGCCGGCCUCGCCGGAGACCCACCAAGCCACCCAAAGGAAAAUCCAAUUCCGGCGAGACUCUCGGGAGUGAGCGCAAGGGAAAGUUGGAGACUUUAUUUGAUCAAGAACGUCCAAUGGCUCGAAAUGUUCCGAUAGUGGUGUUAGAUUACAGUGGCGCAAGUGAGACGAGGAGAGAGAGAGUUGGGAGCAGAGAAAUUGAUGGCGGUCCUCGUGGUGGUGGGUUAGGUUUAGAAGAAGAAAAAUGGAGAUUUCAGGCGGAGAUGUUGAGGGCAGAGUGUAAUCUGUUGAGAAUGGAGAAGGGAAUUGUCAUCAAGAAGCUUCAUAGAACUCGAGCUAAAAUGGAGAGGACUCUGAAAUCUGCACUUGAGACCCUUGUUUCUGGAAGAAUCAAAAUCUGCGAAGGAAAGGAUGUUGAUAUGGUAUUAGAGGAAGAGAUCCAAGAGUUGACAGAGAAACUUGAGAAAUUGCAGAGGAGAUCAGGAGCUAAGGAACUAGAGGCUAGGAAAAACAACAAUUUUGACAGACAAGUUUCAGUUCUUCGGAGACGUCUAGAGAAGAAUGGAGGAUCAUUAGAGGAGAUACAUGUGAGAACGAUUCAACAGAUGGCUGAGGCAACCAUGUCCAUUAAAAAUUGCAGCAGAGAGGAUGGCAACAACAUCAUUUCAAGUGGGAAACUAAAUGUUGAGAUUUUGAGAAGAAAAAUGGAGGGAUUGUCAAAAGGAAUACUAUUACAAAGUAUGGAGGAAGAGUAUAACUCAAUGCUCUCCACAGCCAACAGUUCAAAUCCAAGUUCAACCUCAAGCUCCAAGAGAUUGGAUUGUCAUUUACUGUCUUCCAUUAGAGUACCACAUCAGGAAAAAGAUGGCAGUGAAGGGAGUGUAUGUUCUGGACAAUGUAAGGCAGUUGUGAAAAGAAUUGUAGAGCAAGUUAGAGCAGAGACAGAGCAAUGGUCUUUGAUGCAGGAGAUGCUAGGUCAAGUGAGGGAAGAGAUGGAGGAAUUGCAUGCUUCCCGGGAUUUUUGGGAAGAUAGAGCCCUUAAUUCGGAUUAUCAAGUCCAAACCCUACACAAUGCUGUGCAAGAAUGGAGACAGAGAGCUAUCUCAUCUGAAAGUAAAGCUAAUGAGCUUGAAGCCAAGUUUUCGAUCCUACGUCUUGAACUUGAGAUGUUGAAGAAGGAACAGAAUGCCGAUGUGCAGAGGCCAAAAAGUCCUGUGACUUUAUCGGAUACACAGAAUGAGCUCGAGAAGCGAAUCGUGGUUUGUUGCACGAAAGAAAACAGUCACGCCAUAGACAACUGCAAGAGAAACGAGGUCUCAAGAGACACAGAAAGAAGAGCACAUGGAAAUCGCAGCGUGUUUCGUGCUUCGCAACGAUCACCAUUGGCAGAAAUGAGGAAGAACUCGUCGUUGUUCAUGAGGUAGAAGUGGAGAAAAUGGCAAAGCAAGUUGUCCUUUUGCAUUGCCAUGUUUCUUAUCUUCAAAUGCUGAGGAAAAGUUUUGUAACAAAGCUAGCAAGUCUCUGAGAUGUAUGGUUGAGAACUGCUAACAUAAAACUACACCACCUAACCAAUUGGGGAAGGUGUGAAGUGGAAUGAGGUUUACAUGUUGAGAAGUUUUGCAAGUCUUAAAAACUUGCAGUGACUGGGAAAGAACUCAUGAUCCUUGAUAGAGAUGUUCGUAGUCUUUCA
Molecule: messenger RNA, 1949 nt
Organism: Prosopis cineraria
Lineage: Eukaryota; Viridiplantae; Streptophyta; Magnoliopsida; Fabales; Fabaceae
Exons: 5
Coding region: 175-1683 (502 amino acids)
Source: RefSeq, a predicted model, not a curated record